CCCAACCCUACCAUUACCUUCUUCUCAACAGCGAUUCCAUUCCUUUACAAAUACCCCACCCCUCGCCCUCCUCUCCCUUUCUCAAAAUAUUUAACCAAAAGCAACCCCCCGCUUCUUUCCUUUUCCUUCAUUUCCCUUCCUCCCUCUUUCUUUCUCUUCUUCAUUUACGUAUGUAUGAAAAAGAGGUUUCAGGAAAUGGGCAAGUACAUGAGGAAAGCUAAGACCACAAGCGAUGUAGCCGUCAUGGACUUGACUCUCGGUGUCCGUACACGAGCCAGAACCCUAGCUCUCAAGAAACAACAAGGGGUCAAAGCCUCUCCUCCAUCGUCUCCGGCUGGUUACCUCCAGCUUCGCAGCCGCCGUCUCGAGAAGAAACCGCCCCCAAUCCCGUCAUUGCAUCAUGAUUCUCCCAGAAGGCAGCAUCAUAGGCAGGGUGGUCAGAAUAGUAGUAAAUUGGGUCAGCAGCAUCAGCAAGAAGAAGAAGAAAGCCCUAGCCCUAAUCUGAAAUCAAGUUCGGGGUCGGGUCAAGAGAAAGAAUUGGGAGAGAGUAAAGUGGACGGUAGAGAAGUUGAAGAGAAUAAUAACAGCAACAGUAAAGACUUGGCUUCUUUUGGAGAUAAUGUUUUGGAUAUUGAAGGUAGAGAUAGGAGCACUAGGGAAUCGACUCCUUGCAAUUUAACAAGAGACACAGAAGAUGCAAGAACCCCUGGUUCUACUACUAAGCCUGCAAACCCAACUGAAAGUAGCAGGAGGUUACGUAACUCAACUCGAAGGCACAUCCCAACGGCCCAUGAAAUGGAUGAGUUCUUUGGCCCGGCUGAAGAAGAGCAGCUAAGGCAGUUUACUGAGAAGUAUAACUUUGACCCCGUUAGUGACAAGCCUCUCCAUGGACGUUAUGAAUGGGAGAAAUUGGAUCGUUAGAAGACAUUAGCGUCCCAUCAGGACAUUUCCUGCAAAUUAACGGAUGAUGUCAUGCUUACCAUUGUAGAAGUAGCAGGAAUUAGUAGUGGUGUUCAAACGACGGUGGUGGUGGUGUUAUUUCCAUUUUCCAUCGCCUGUUCUUUUAGUUGUAAAGAAAGUAGGUUUGUCAAGCAUGUGUAGGCUAAUGGUCUGUAACAUAACAGGGGGUUAUGGGGGGGUUACUCAACAAAAUACAAACCAAAGUCCUAUGUCUAACAGAUCAUCUGAGAGGGGAAGUGAAAAAGAUGUAGAUGUUAGGCUUCAGUGAAGUAGGUCAGUCUCCCUGGUACAGAAAUUUACUAGAUUUUCUUUUUCCCUUAGUACUGUAUUUUCCUCCCCUCAUGUACUGAUGCAACUUCUAAAAACUCUCUGGAAUAAGCAUAUGAUCCUUUCCCCCUCUUUA
Molecule: messenger RNA, 1363 nt
Organism: Populus euphratica (Euphrates poplar)
Lineage: Eukaryota; Viridiplantae; Streptophyta; Magnoliopsida; Malpighiales; Salicaceae
Product: cyclin-dependent kinase inhibitor 5-like
Exons: 3
Coding region: 175-921 (248 amino acids)
Biological process (GO): negative regulation of cyclin-dependent protein serine/threonine kinase activity
Cellular component (GO): nucleus
Molecular function (GO): cyclin-dependent protein serine/threonine kinase inhibitor activity
Source: RefSeq, a predicted model, not a curated record